Messenger RNA from Prunus armeniaca (apricot), 573 nucleotides. The record is from the annotation of a GenBank genome assembly. Lineage: Eukaryota; Viridiplantae; Streptophyta; Magnoliopsida; Rosales; Rosaceae.
AUGCAAAACUCAAGCAAAAGAGGCAUUUCAAUCCAGAAAGGGAGAAAGAACACAAGGCAUACCUUGUUAUCACCGCCGUACACGGUUGCCGAAAAUCACCUAGCUCACGAAAAUAUCUUUUCAUGCCUUGCCGGAAAUCGCUCCGCCGUACCUGAACCUUAUCGGAAAUCGCCCUUGCUCGUCUACUCAAAUCUCUCGAAAAUUCCAAGUGCUCACUCAUUCAGCCCUCCACAAUCUUUUAAAGGCAUACGAAGGACCCCUCGAUUCUUGCUCCAAGCAAUAACUCAUCAUACUGUUAGGACGCCUCGAUUUCCACUAACAAACGUUUCUAUACCACUGCCACAUGGCACUCAUGACGUCACAACUUCCCUUCCGAAGGCUCCCUUCCGAAGCGUGAAAAGAAUCGCGACCCGUGAUGACGUCACAACUUCUCUUCGGAAGGCUCCCUUCCGAAGCGUGAAAGGAAUCGCAACCCGCGAUGACGUCACAACUUCCCUUCAGAAGGCUCCCUUCCGAAGCAAAGAGGGACUCGCGACACACGAUGACGUCACACCUUCCCUUCGGAAGGCAUGA